AUGGUCAAAGGAUCUUCGGCACGCGAUCAGACUGAUAUACCGUCCGCUAAUUCUACCUUGAAUCAUUUUUUGGGAAAUCUGCAGAAACCAUGGAUGACGGGAAGGUCUACUCCUGGAAUUCAACACACGCCGCCCACUCCACGCCCAACACGCUUCAUCCACCAACCUCAUCCCACUUAUCCUCCGCAGCGUGCGACAACGGCACGAAUACCUCCAGAUACUGCUACGGUGUCUCCUUUGCCGCCCUGUAGCAUAAUUCAAGAGCAUACUUCCCAUGGUCAAGAGAAACACAUGCUGCCCUCACCAGCCCCAAGUGAUGAGGACCAGCUGGGAUUUUCAGCUGAAGAUAUUUCAAUUCAUCCCACAACAUUGGCCUCGAAACGGGCAAUGGCGCCACCCAGACCAAACUCGCUACACCUAGACAAAUCACUCAUUGGCGAGCUAAUGGAUUACCAUCAGGUAGUAUCAAAGAUUUCUGAGAUCAUGACGGAGGAACAAGCACUGGGCGAAUCUUUCAAUCUGCUCGAGUGCUCGCGUUUACAAUGUCUGCUAUCGGCAUGUCGAGAGGCAGACUACCUCUAUCUCUUCCUCCAUCAGACUCUAUAUAUGUGGAGUUUGAACAUAGACUUGCCAGACCAGUCUCGAUAUUCGAAACCUAUGGAGUCCGGCCUACAUCGCUUCAUGACUCUGAUUGGUCUCACAACUCGUCAGGAGGCUGCGACUGCAAGGAAUGCUCAACUUUACGCCGGCUUUCCCUUCAAAUUAAUCACAUUACGGCAUCAUAACGCGGAACUGUUCCAAACAUAUAAAACGGAGGCGAUACUUUUACUUGAGACUCUUGGUCAGAUGCUACCUCGUUUUGCUCAAUCCUUCGAGGAAAUGGAGACCAUACCAUUGGUAUCAGAUAUAGCUAAUUCGCUGAAUGUUGGUUCACCUACGCUGCAAAGGAUCAUCUUCCUGUCGAUCAUACGAAGGCAAUGGUUUGUACAGCCACAGACUAGUCAAAUACUAUACAGCGAGCUACUGGAGUUGUUUCAGGACAAUCAGCAAAAUAGGCGUUCGGAAGACUCUGUCAGAGAGCAAGCUCAACGCAUUCUUGCCGACCAUGUAAAGUUAAACCGCCCACGCCCAAUUCUUACACACGCUCAAGCACAAGCUGUACCAGAAAUUGAAGCACACGGUCGGACGGCUGGGGGUCAGCGCGUAUCGUAUGGAGCUAAUCCACAGGCUCUAGAUCAGACACAAUUGCAGGACCAAUACCAGUGCCAAUUGCGUCAAUACCAGGCCCAGCUGCAGGCGCAGUUUCAAAGCGGCUCUCGACACAUCGGAGGUCCGACUGCUUACCAGAACUCUUCCAGAUUAAAUCCUGCUAUUCCUCAGCGUUUAGCUCCUGUUUCAAGACAAUCGCCUCAGGGUCCGAUCACCCAGUACUAUCAUCAACCUUCCAGCUACAGUGGCCCAAUGGUCCUCACAGCUGUCGAGGCCCAUCCCGAGGUUGCAAACCUGAACCAGGCCCUCGUUCCUUCCACUUCAACAUUGCAGACGACCCAACAACUAAAUUUGAAUCAUGUUCGUAAUGCAACCUUGGCUAUUCCAAGCGCUUCUCAAAAGUCCAUUGGUAUCAUCCCACCUCCUGAUGCACGCGUUCCUUACCCGCGCAGUCCAGACGCUGAUGGCAUGGCCUAUCAUGAAAUGCAUCUGCGUAGCCCGAUAAUAAAACCAAAAAAGUCUACAUGGGAUCAUAUAGAACCGAUGUUUCGACAAGUCACUGGUUUCAUAAUGUCACCCGUUCAUAUCACAAGCUCUAGUAUUCAACGCUUCUCAUUUUCAAUUCCAGACGAUCUCAUGUUGCCGGAAGAUGAAGACACCAGCGAGAUGUUACCGCGUGUUCGGGUAGUCAUGAAGAAUACCAAAUUUCUCAGGCUCAGAUGUGUCAAAUGGCUAAAAGAAGACUCACCGUCCACGUCCUCAUCCGAAUGGUUGAGUACUGCCACACAAUGGCCAGGGCUCGGGACUUGGAAAUUGAACGGUCGCUACCUCGAACCCCGUAGGAAGUUUCAGAAUGGUAGAGAUCUUCCCAUCGAUAUUACAUCUCUCGUGUGCAAGGGAGUCAACGAACUACAAUUGAGCUUAAUAAGGACUGCCUGCACAACUCCCGACUUUGCCAUAGCAAUUGAGAUUGUGUCUAUUGUCUCGUUGCAAGACAUUCAUACUCACUGUAAUACUGCCGGAUUCAUUGCACCGGAGGCAUCUCUCAAUGGCAUAAAGCGAAAGCUCACGCAUAGCAACGAUGACGAGCUCGCAAUAAUCGAUGCAACUGCAACAAUCAGCUUAAGGGAUCCGUGGAAGCGCGGUCAGAUGUGGGACAUCCCAGUCCGAGGCUGGAGUUGCUUACAUACAGACUGUUUUGACCUGAAUACUCUACUAUCGAUCCCCGGUAAACGCAUAUCGGAACACAACACCGGCACUGUCGAUGACUGGAAAUGUCCAUCCUGCGGCGGUGAUGUCCGACCUAGUAGUCUGGUACAGGACGGUUUUCUCCUAGAAGUCAGGAAGCAAUUGGAGCAACAAGGGUUACUCCACACAGAGGCGAUUGUGGUGGACGCAAGCGGUUCAUGGAUACCAAAGCCAGAGAAAAUCGUCGAUAAUGAAAAGUCAUGGGUGGGCAAGGAUAAACCUAUGACAAAGUCUCCCCUGCCAGCACUGGUUUCUGCGGUCUCAGCAGUUCCACCACCGCAGCCCGUCAUAAUCGAUCUGCUCGACGACUGA
Molecule: messenger RNA, 2769 nt
Organism: Pseudovirgaria hyperparasitica
Lineage: Eukaryota; Fungi; Ascomycota; Dothideomycetes; Acrospermales; Acrospermaceae
Exons: 1
Coding region: 1-2769 (922 amino acids)
Biological process (GO): protein sumoylation
Molecular function (GO): SUMO ligase activity
Source: RefSeq, a predicted model, not a curated record